AUGUCCCAAGAAGUCGACUACGUAGCACUCGUCGCAGCGCAGCGAGCCCAAUUGGCCGCCAAGGAGAAGUACCUUGAGAGCCUCAAGAAGAUGGCAGAGGUUGAUAGGGAAAUCUCCCGAUUUACCAACCGCGCGCCACCCUCCCUCAGGCCAAGACGCCGGCCAUUCCCCGUCUCGGGGGCAAUGAAGGCCCCCAAGGCGCCCACUAAAGGUGCGCGUAUGGCGCCGGGGAAGAAUGCGGUCCGACAAGAGUCCUUUCCUGACACACUGUUGCUUCUGGAGGAAUAUAUAUACCAUCGCCAUCCAAUAUCACCCAUCAUCCCCCCAUCCACAACGCAACCCGAUACAGUCAGCGCUAUCAAUUCUCUCGAAGAAUUUACUCACCUCGUGAGUCCCUCUCUCCCCUCUUGCACACUCGGCGCUCAUUCUUCCCACAAGAUCAACGGCUCUGACGUCGUCGUCAUCGAUUUCUGGGCGCCUUGA
Messenger RNA from Cryptococcus amylolentus CBS 6039, 483 nucleotides. RefSeq lists its product as hypothetical. The coding region runs from base 1 to 483 and encodes 160 amino acids. The record is from RefSeq and is a predicted model, not a curated record. The transcript is spliced from 3 exons. NCBI's taxonomy places the organism in Eukaryota, Fungi, Basidiomycota, Tremellomycetes, Tremellales, Cryptococcaceae.